This is a messenger RNA of Musca vetustissima, 933 nucleotides long. RefSeq names its product ribonuclease P protein subunit p30 (gene Rpp30). Gene Ontology annotation, cellular component: nucleolar ribonuclease P complex. Gene Ontology annotation, biological process: tRNA processing. The transcript has 6 exons. Gene Ontology annotation, molecular function: RNA binding. Bases 1 to 933 code for a protein of 310 amino acids. The record is from RefSeq and is a predicted model, not a curated record. NCBI's taxonomy places the organism in Eukaryota, Metazoa, Arthropoda, Insecta, Diptera, Muscidae.
AUGGAGGAAACAAAGGGUUUCUAUGACUUGUGUGUACCCUAUAACAAAGAUGAGAAAAUUUUGCGUGAAAUAUGCAAAGAAUUGGUGGAAUUGGGCUAUAAAACAAUUGCGAUUGAACAGGUAUUUGAUCACAGCAAAAAGGACAAUGUCAAACGGGCGGCUGAUAUAUUUCCCGAACCGGUCAAUAUCAAAUGGCUGCAGGAUGAAUUUAAAAAUAAAUUGAAAAUAUUACAAAGGCUGACAAUCAUCUAUAUGGAUGUGGCUGUGGCUCAUGCUAUGGGAAAUUCCUUAAAUUUGAAAAAAUUCAACUUGGUUGCGGGACAACCAAAAACCGAUGCCGCUUUAACUCAUUGUUGUACAACAUUUAAUGGUGAUAUUGUUACCUUUGAUGCCCAGGCUGGUAGUCGUAUAUAUGUUAAUCGCAAGGCCUAUCAGGUGGCUGUUAAGCGUGGCAUAUUUUUCGAAAUUAAAUAUUCCCCAUUAAUUGUCGAUACCAAUUUCCGUAAGGAUAUUAUAAAAAUAGCCCAUAACUAUUUUGUCAGAGGCAAAUCGAAGAGUAUUAUCAUUAGCAGCGGGGCAACAAAUCCAUUUGAGUUAAGGGGACCAUAUGAUGUGGCAAAUUUAUCAUUUAUAUUUGGCUUAUCAGAAGAUCAAGGAAAAUGUGCCAUAGAUCGUUUUUGUCGCCAGCUGUUUUUACGAGCAGAAUCUCGACGCAUUGGCAAAACAAUUAUGUUUGUUAAAUCCGCCGGGCCAAUAGUUUUUUCCGACUCAUCAUCUUCGGACAAUGACGAAGAUGAAAGAAUGCAGAAAUUGGAAUUAAAGAAUGAGGAGGAUGUCAUCAAAUUUUCUAAAAGCUCAGAUUCUGAGCAGGAUAAUAAUGAGGAGGCGGAUGAUGAUGAUGAACAACCAAAUAAAAAGAAAAAACUUUCUUAG